AUAAAAAAGGUUAGGAUAUGUCAGAAGCAUCGUCUAAACUCUCGCAAAAUCACAACCAUGGCAACCGAUCUCUCUGUCAUCCUCCCUCGCGUUCUCAUCGUCUCAAGACGUACCCUUCGCAAGAACAAGUUCGUGGAUUUUGUGGGUGAAUACCAUCUUGAUCUGAUAGUUGGGUAUGGAGCAGUGCCGGUUAUUGUGCCUCGUGUGACCGGGGUUCAUAGGUUGCUUGAAAGCUUUGAGCCCAUCCAUGGUGUUCUUCUUUGUGAAGGAGAAGACAUUGAUCCCUCGCUGUAUGAGGCUGAGCAUUCUGGUCUUUCUCCUGAGGAAUUCGAAGAGAUAAGAAGACUGCAUGCAAGCGAUACCGCCAUUGAUAAAGAGAAGGAUUCGAUCGAAUUGGGACUGGCCAAGCUUUGCCUUGAAAGGAACAUACCCUACUUGGGAAUCUGCAGGGGGUCACAGGUCCUGAACGUUGCAUGUGGGGGUACCCUUUAUCAAGACAUAGGGAAAGAGCUCCCAAAGAAGCGCCCAGAAUGUGAGAGGGUGGUGCACAUUGAUUAUGAGAAUUAUGAUGGGCAUAGACAUGUGGUGAAGGUGGUGGCCAACACCCCUUUGCAUCAUUGGUUUCAAGAAUCUUUAGAUCAAAAGAAAAUGGAGAUUUUGGUGAAUAGUUAUCACCAUCAAGGAGUUAAGGUAUUGGCUCAGCGUUUUGUGCCAAUGGCUUUUGCCCCAGAUGGCUUGAUAGAAGGGUUCUACGACCCUGAUGCUUACAAUCCUGAAGAGGGGAAGUUUAUAAUGGGACUCCAGUUUCAUCCGGAGCGAAUGAGGCGGCCGGAUUCCGAUGAAUUUGAUUAUCCGGGCUGCCCAUCUGCUUAUCAGGAAUUCGCGAAGGCUGUGAUUGCUUAUCAGAAGAAGCUUAAUUGCUCAACCGCCUUGCCACCAAAGCCUCUCAAGCUUGAUCAAGAAAUGGAGAACAGGAGAAAAAUUAUUGUUCGCAGUUUCUCCAUUGCCAAAGAUAUAUACACAACAGGCCGUGGAAUGAACCCAUCUAAAGAGUCUGAACUUGAAGCUGGAGCAGAAUUUCUUGAGUCCAACACAGUACUGAGUUUGCAACAAGAGAAUAGGUUGAAGCAAAUGGGGGCAACAGUGAGGAAUGGAUCUUCCUAUUUCCAGAGAUUGAAAAUGAAUGAGGAGAGAGAUCGGGCAGCAAAAACUUUAAUGAGGAAGAUGUCAGUAGAGCAGUUAUCAGAGCUCAUGUCUUUCUACCACAUGAUGGGGCAGAUCUGCUCAGAAGUUCUAGACAAAAAGCUUCAUGGCAUUGUCAAUGAUGUUGGGUCUUGUUGAGGACUCACAUGAAACUUGGAUGAUGGGCUCCUCUCCUCCCUUUCAGUCGCUAUCUGCCUUUUUCCCCCUUUCUUUUUCUUAAAUUUUGUUUGUGAGGGAGCAAAGUAUAUGCUUUGAAGUCUGUAGCGAUGCUGUAACCUUUAUUUCAUGGUUAUGAAUCAUGAUUGAUGCUGCAAUGUGUUAUCAGAGUCUUCUAUAAAAGUACAAGGUAAGCUUUGACAAUGGAUGGCUGGUCAUGAACUGCUAUCUACAAAUCAAUCUUUUUUUUU
Vitis riparia (riverbank grape) is the source of this 1610-nucleotide messenger RNA. RefSeq names its product putative glutamine amidotransferase GAT1_2.1. Gene Ontology annotation, cellular component: cytosol. The record is from RefSeq and is a predicted model, not a curated record. Bases 58 to 1341 code for a protein of 427 amino acids. NCBI's taxonomy places the organism in Eukaryota, Viridiplantae, Streptophyta, Magnoliopsida, Vitales, Vitaceae. The transcript has 4 exons. Gene Ontology annotation, molecular function: hydrolase activity, acting on carbon-nitrogen (but not peptide) bonds, in linear amides.